AGAACAAAUUGCAAGUCAGUAAGCUGUAGGUGUGAAGGAUUCAUCAGGACUCAGAAGACUGACACACUGUGGUGGACCGGCAGAAUCAAGAUCACAGCUAGACUAAAUGCAACAUUCCCUUUAGCUGGAAACAGACCACAUAUCUGAGUGCAUCAUGGAUUUUGUGAUGAAGCAAGCGUUGGGCGGGGCCACCAAAGACAUGGGGAAGAUGUUAGGUGGAGAGGAAGAGAAGGACCCUGAUGCCCAGAAGAAGGAGGAAGAGAGGCAGGAGGCGCUCAGACAACAAGACGAGGAGCGAAAGGCCAAACAUGCUCGUAUGGAGGCCGAGAGGGAAAAGGUCAGACAGGCCAUUCGAGAUAAGUAUGGACUAAAGAAGAAAGAAGAGAAGGAAGCAGAGGAGAAAGCGGCUAUGGAACAAGCGUGCGAAGGCUCCUUGACUCGCCCCAAAAAGGCCAUCCCAGCAGGCUGCGGGGCGGAUGACGACGAGGACGAGGAGAGCAUUCUAGACACCGUUCUCAAAUUCCUGCCGGGACCUCUGCAGGACAUGUUUAAAAAGUAACAGACAUGAAGCUGUUUCUCAAGAAAGAUGGGUGAGGGGGGAUUUUUGCCAAACAGGUGAAAGGCUUUUCACUGCCUUGACAGAAUUUUAAUUGUUCCUUUCUUAUGGAUAGAUACACAAAUCAUAACCCGCCAACGUCUGGUCUUUUCACUGCCAUUCAGGUUCAAAUUGUUUACACUUUCUAUAAAUCUCUGUGUUUGUUUACUGAUCAGCAGGGUCUCUGAUGCUGCCUUAGGUACUCAACGAUCAGCCCCACAAUAACAGCACAUUGAUACUGAGCUCUGGCACUGGGAAUUUGAUUCUUACUAGAUUUAUUUAUUUAAAACACAGUGGGGUCAGAGUAUUUUAAAACUCUAGCUUGAUAUAACUAUCCCUUCUUUCAUAGAAAAGUUGUCAGUGAAGUGCAGAAUGCAGCUGUAAUGCUUUGAGUAGUUGCAUGAGGUCAAAAUCGUACUGUAUGAUGAAUUACGUUUGCCAUCAGUGAGAUUGAUGAUACGGUGCCAUUUGUAAAAAUGGGAGACGCUACUGUCUUAGAUGUGCCACGUCUGACCACCUGAAUGCUUAAAUGGUUUGCAGCCUGUCAGUUCUCGUUUGUCUAUGAUGUAUUCUUUAUUUUGAUUUUUUUUUCUCUCUCUAUUUUUUGUUAGUGUGAAAUAGAACUUGAUUUGACCACAAGUAAUAUUCACAUUAGCCUUGCCAGCAAAAGAUCAGGAAAAGCUCAGUAAGUACUAGAACUGUCUGUGACAAUAGUACAAACUGGACCAAAUCAUCUUUACAAUUAAGAGUCAUUCAGGACGAUUCAAGAUCCCAAAACCAUACAGAACAGACUCUACAGACAUUUUAGUAUGCAUUCAGAAGUCAGCCAGUGUUUCACAGCACAUUCCUCACGAUGAUCUGAUGUUAGAUUACUCACACAUGACAAUCAGAAAUUAACUGGUUUCAUUCAAAAAUGAAAAAGAAUCUUAUUUUAUUUUUGUUAUCUGUUAAAAAUGUAUGUAAAACUAAAGAUGGGUCACAAGAUAUUUGGGAUGUUCUGCAAUAUUAGAACAACUGCCUUAGCUGAAUAUUAUGUAAAGGUCUGACCUGAGUUUUUAUUGUGCUUGUAGAAAAAAGUAGGUAAUUGUAACAUUAAAAUGCAAAAAACAAGCCUACAUAUAGUAUAAUGAAUUUAGUAAUAUUGCAUAAAGUGCAGGCAUUGUUUUAUAUAGAAACCAGUUUCCGGCAUUGAAUUAAAAAAUCUCACAAUGCUGACUUUUUUUCUUGCAUUCGCA
Messenger RNA from Sinocyclocheilus rhinocerous, 1830 nucleotides. Its product is annotated as complexin-2. The record is from RefSeq and is a predicted model, not a curated record. Gene Ontology annotation, molecular function: syntaxin binding. The transcript has 4 exons. Gene Ontology annotation, biological process: neurotransmitter transport; synaptic vesicle exocytosis; regulation of neurotransmitter secretion. Bases 155 to 559 code for a protein of 134 amino acids. NCBI's taxonomy places the organism in Eukaryota, Metazoa, Chordata, Actinopteri, Cypriniformes, Cyprinidae. Gene Ontology annotation, cellular component: terminal bouton; SNARE complex.